Molecule: messenger RNA, 1098 nt
Organism: Ambispora gerdemannii
Lineage: Eukaryota; Fungi; Glomeromycota; Glomeromycetes; Archaeosporales; Ambisporaceae
Source: the annotation of a GenBank genome assembly
AUGGAAGAAUCAUUAGCGAAAUUGAUUCUUGAAAUACCACUCGAUGUCCCACUCGGCCUCAUCUUACAAAAAAAUCACGAGAAAUUACAAGAAGUAGGAAUAUUAACCAACACGAGUGUACACUUUGCCGAGAAUCACAAUAAUCCACGAGUAGUAGUUUCGCCGAGUCGAAAACCGCCUUCAACUACUAGGGAACAAAUGGAAGAUGCACGAAAACAAAUAGAGUGUCUCUUUGAAAAUAGUAUGCGAAAAAUGCACCAUAUCAAAAUUCCAACUCCCAUUUAUCACUCGCAUGCAAAUUUCGUUGAGGAUUUGUUGUCACCAAAGUUGCGAAAAAUUAGCGAUAAACAUCGAAUCGACGUGAUGCCGAGAAUAUAUAAAAAUGAGGCGUAUGUUAUUUUCAUUAAGAAAAGAAAAGAUCCGUUAAGUGUAAUCGAUCAAACGAAAAAAGAAGUUGGACAGUUUCUGGCAAGGUUUCAGUCGAUUUAUGCUGAGCCAAAAAUAACAGAACCCAUAGAUUUAUCCAUUUCUUUUAAUCAAGAUAUUCUAUCUCCUAGUGAAUUCAAAAAUCAAUUUCAAAAGGAAAUUUAUAAUAUCGAAAAUAAGACAAAUACAAUUAUUGAAUACGAGUAUUCAUACAAUGGAAAACCAAGAAUUCUGAUCAAAGCAGUCGAGUUUUCGAGCAAUAUACAAGCGAAGAAAUACGAGGCGCAUCAAUUAAUUAAACAAUUGCUAAACUUAGCAUUAAAGAGAAAAAAUGAGUCGAACUUGAAGAAUCAAAAUGCAUCUAACGAAGAACCUGAAAUUACACGGCAACCACAGAAACCAACACGAAGCGACUCUUUUGCGAGCAACGCGUCAUUGGGUUCUUCAGUUAAAGAAAAUACUCAUAAUCUAGAGGCGUCAUUGGAUGAAACUAAAUUGGAAUUCGAUAUCAAAUCGAAAGAAUAUAUAAAAAAAGUUUCCAACAGUUCGGAAUUCAAUAUGCUGUUCAACCAGUCAUCCCACGAGUUUCUUGCGAAAUGGGAUCGGUUUAGUGCUCAAUGGAUACACAGCGGUUAUUAUAAUCAAUUCGAGUCUCUUUUUGGCAGUAAAUGA